GACGGGGCGGGGGCGGUGCCUGAGGCGGAGGAGGAAGAGGAGGAAGAAGAAGGCUCGCCGUCCGGGGUGGUCGCCAUGAGCGCGCUUCGGGGCUUCCUCAGGGCGCAGCGCCUGGGCCGGAGAGCGGUUUCAUUACUUCACCGGUUUCAGAGUACGCUGGUGAUUGCUGAACACGCCAACGAGGCUCUGGCACCAAUUACUUUGAACACCAUCACUGCGGCAAAACGACUCGGGGGUGAAGUGUCCUGUUUAGUAGCAGGGACCAAUUGUGAAAAGGUGGUACAAGAGCUGAGCAAAGUAGCGGGCGUUUCCAAGGUGCUUUUUGCCCAACACGAUGCCUAUAAAGGGCUCCUGGCAGAGGAACUCACGCCGCUAAUUUUGGAAACUCAGAAGCAGUUCGGUUACACGCACAUCUGCGCCGGAGCAUCUGCCUUUGGGAAGAACCUCCUUCCCAGGCUGGCAGCUAAGUUGGAUGUGGCUCCCAUCUCAGAAAUCAUUGAAAUCAAGUCGCCGGACACUUUUGUGAGGACUAUCUAUGCAGGCAACGCUCUAUGCACUGUGAAAUGCGAAGAGAAAGUUAAGGUCCUCUCGGUCCGAGGGACUUCUUUCGAGGCCGCCCCAGUGAGUGGGGGCAGCGCAACCGUAGAAAAAAUAUCAACCCCGGCACCUGCUGGCCAGUCGGAAUGGAUUGAACAGAAAUUAACCAAAAGUGACCGCCCAGAACUUACUAGCGCAAAAGUGGUUGUAUCAGGCGGGCGAGGCUUGAAGAGUGGCGAUAACUUUAAGCUGCUGUACGAACUGGCAGAUCAGUUGCACGCAGCAGUUGGUGCAUCUCGAGCAGCUGUAGACGCUGGCUUCGUCCCCAACGACAUGCAAGUUGGACAGACGGGGAAGAUUGUGGCACCGGAGUUAUAUAUCGCCGUAGGAAUAUCCGGAGCCAUUCAGCAUUUGGCUGGAAUGAAAGAUAGUAAGACCAUCGUUGCCAUCAACAAAGACCCUGAAGCUCCCAUAUUCCAAGUCGCAGACUAUGGUAUCGUAGCUGACCUCUUCAAGGUUGUUCCCGAAUUGACGGCAAUAUUAAAAAAAUGAAAGGUAUUCCAUGUUAGGGAAGGAAUGAGUAUUUCUUCCUACAGAGGGAAAUUAUUUUUAAGCCGUUUAAAUUAUGUUUUAUCAAAACUAGAAAUGUAAAAAUUGCCAAAAAAAGAAUGGCCGAUGACGAUCUUGCAAAUACAUCAAUUUUUGCCUUUUCCAUUUGGCUUCGUUACUUCCCGAACUCUUUUUCUAAUUCUCUAAUAAACAUAUACAUCUGCCGUA
Molecule: messenger RNA, 1314 nt
Organism: Thamnophis elegans (Western terrestrial garter snake)
Lineage: Eukaryota; Metazoa; Chordata; Lepidosauria; Squamata; Natricidae
Gene: ETFA
Product: electron transfer flavoprotein subunit alpha
Exons: 12
Coding region: 76-1089 (337 amino acids)
Cellular component (GO): mitochondrion
Molecular function (GO): flavin adenine dinucleotide binding; electron transfer activity
Source: RefSeq, a predicted model, not a curated record